AUGUCCCGUGCGCCUUUCAUUGUCCCCGCGCUAAAAAAACACACCGCCACGGUGAUAAUGGCCCAUGGCUUGGGCGACAGCGGUGCAGGAUGGGUCUCUCUCGCCCACAACUGGCGCCGACGAGGCUUGUUUGAAGAAGUGACCUUCAUCUUCCCAAAUGCGCCCAUGAUUCCGAUUACAGUGAACUUCGGAAUGUCAAUGCCUGGUUGGUACGACAUCACCAAACUCGGUCGUGAUCUCGAUUUCCAAGAAGCCGUCAAGAACCAAGAUGAAGCCGGCAUCCUUAAGUCUCGCGAUUACUUCAACUCCCUGAUUAAAGAGCAAAUGGACCAAGGCAUCAAGCCGUCACGAAUCGUCCUCGGAGGGUUCUCGCAGGGAGGCGCCAUGUCCCUGUUCUCAGGUAUAACUGGACAGGAGAAGCUUGGUGGUGUCUUUGGCCUUUCAUGCUACAUGCUCCUCAGUGACCGUAUCAAGAACUAUAUCCCGGAAAACUUCCCGAACAAGAAGACGCCAUUCUUCCUUGCGCACGGCACAGAAGAUGAUAUUGUGCCGCAUGAGUUUGGCAAGCGCUCGGCCGAGAUGGCUAAGGAAUUGGGACUGGAAGAUGUCACCUUUAACUCAUACAAGUAUCUCUCACACUCCGCCGACCCGGUGGAGAUUGAGGACUUGGAGAAGUUCCUUGACAGAGUGAUUCCGGCCGAGAACGGGGGUAGCUUAUGACUUGAUCCUCCCUCUGGACGCUGGAAGCCGCUCUCCCACAGCGCCACUCUGGGCGCAAUACUUCUAUUUAUAGUGGUUCUGAUCUACAGACGAGAUAGAGCUCUGUCUAAGCACGAAUUUGAUUAGGCCAUAAAUAUUUCACAAACAUGUGGAUCAUAAUUAUUCCUUCCCGGCCCUCUCUAUAGCCCUCUUUAUGAUCUCCACCAUCCUAUCAUUAUUCCCCGCAUCAAAUGGAAUCAUGUGCUUCCCUCCAUGAUCAUAAACUUCCGCCUUCCCCGGCUCGCAAAGCCCGAACAGUUUCAACCCCUGCUCAUAUAACGGAUCUUGCCUGCCCACAAAAUGCGCCGUCGGAAUCCUAACCCUAUACUCACCCUCUGGUAGGCUAACAGGCCCCUUCCCAUCCAACUCAUACGGUAUCCCCGCACAUAUAAACACUGCGGCCUUAAACAGUGGCG
Molecule: messenger RNA, 1175 nt
Organism: Aspergillus nidulans FGSC A4
Lineage: Eukaryota; Fungi; Ascomycota; Eurotiomycetes; Eurotiales; Aspergillaceae
Product: palmitoyl-(protein) hydrolase
Exons: 6
Coding region: 1-720 (239 amino acids)
Biological process (GO): macromolecule depalmitoylation
Cellular component (GO): nucleus; cytoplasm
Molecular function (GO): hydrolase activity, acting on ester bonds; hydrolase activity; palmitoyl-(protein) hydrolase activity
Source: RefSeq, a predicted model, not a curated record